AUGGGAUGGGCUAACAGUGCUAUGUCUCAACUGGACAACCCUGAUGAGCAGGCAGCACAGAUCAGAAGAGAGCUGGAUGGACGACUCCAGAUGGCAGACCAGACUGCUCGGUAUGGCGGAAGGUUUCCCAGGUUUUCCUCCAGAGAGAUGGAGGCAAUGUACAUCGAGGAGCUGCGAUCUUCUGUAAACUUGCUGAUGGCCAACUUGGAGAGCAUGCCGGUGUCCAAGGGAGGAGAAUUCAAGCUACAGAAGCUGAAACGAGGCCACAAUACAGCCAUCAUGGACAUGGGCCAAGAGGAUGAGAACACACUGUCCAAAUCUGAUGUGGUGCUGUCCUUCACCUUGGAGGUGGUGAUAAUGGAGGUUCAGGGUCUGAAGUCAUUGGCUCCAAACAGAAUUGUUUACUGCACUAUGGAGGUGGAGGGAGGACAUAAACUGCAGACGGACCAAGCUGAGGCCUCAAAACCCAUGUAUGUACAGUACAUAAACACACACACUGCAAAAGAAAAUGUCAGUCACCAAUCACACUUCUUUGUGUAA
Monopterus albus (swamp eel) is the source of this 540-nucleotide messenger RNA. RefSeq names its product calcium-dependent secretion activator 1-like. The coding region runs from base 1 to 540 and encodes 179 amino acids. The transcript has 4 exons. Gene Ontology annotation, cellular component: glutamatergic synapse. NCBI's taxonomy places the organism in Eukaryota, Metazoa, Chordata, Actinopteri, Synbranchiformes, Synbranchidae. The record is from RefSeq and is a predicted model, not a curated record. Gene Ontology annotation, biological process: dense core granule exocytosis; synaptic vesicle exocytosis; positive regulation of exocytosis.